This is a messenger RNA of Drosophila rhopaloa, 2553 nucleotides long. It is a transcript of the gene Gr98d, whose product is annotated as putative gustatory receptor 98d. The transcript has 4 exons. Gene Ontology annotation, cellular component: membrane; dendrite; neuronal cell body. The coding region runs from base 1 to 1230 and encodes 409 amino acids. Lineage: Eukaryota; Metazoa; Arthropoda; Insecta; Diptera; Drosophilidae. The record is from RefSeq and is a predicted model, not a curated record. Gene Ontology annotation, biological process: sensory perception of taste. Gene Ontology annotation, molecular function: sweet taste receptor activity.
AUGGAAGCGAAUCGGAGUCGUCUGCUGACCACAGCUCGUCCCUAUCUGGAGGUUUUUUCCAUACUCGGACUUACACCACCGCCCCUUUUUUUUGCCAGGACAUUACACAAGAGGCGUAGGCACUGUUUGAUGGCAGGAUACUUUUCCUUCUCCUUUGCAAUCCUUCUGAUGGUCAUCUAUGAGUGCUAUGCGAAUAUUGUGGCCUUACACCAGGAAAUACAUGAUUUCCAUGUGGAAGACUUUAGCAAAGUAAUGGGAAGAACGCAGAAAGUUCUCGUGGUGGCCAUGUCAACUUGCAACCUUCUAAACAUGAUGUUUAACUUUCGUCGUCUCGGACGUAUCUAUGAGGAUAUUGCGGAUCUGGAGCAUGAGAUAGAUAAUGCUUGGAAGGGAUUUAGUGGUCGUAGAAACUGGUGGAGCUUCCGUUUCCGAUUGGCCUUCUCCGUUGGAUUGUGGAUGGUGCUGAUCGUGGGGCUAAUACCGCGUUUUACCCUUUCGGGUCUGGGGCCAUACUUACAUUGGGCAAAUAAAGUAUUCACCGAAAUCUUCCUGGUGAUGCACCAAUUCAAAGGCUUGGAGUAUUGCUUGUCCGUACUUCUGAUCUACGAGCUGAUUCUCCGAGUGCGCCAUAUUCUUGAGCAGGUCCACGUUGAACUUGAGGAUUGCAAUUGCGGCGAGAGGAUUCAAGAGCUGUGUGUGGCUCUGAAACGAAAUCAACUGCUGGUUGGCCGCUUAUGGAAGCUAGUGGGUGAGAUUUCCGUCUACUUCACCAUCUCCAUGAUGCUACUAUUCCUCUUCAACGGACUGACUAUCCUGCACAUCGUCAAUUGGGCUCUCAUAAAAUCUAUCAAUCCAAACGAUUGCUGCCAAUAUAUGCGAGUCGGUACUAAUCUUUUACUAUUAAGCACUAUAUUUAUGUCCUGCUUUUACAGUGAACUCUGCAUCAAAGCGUACAAUAGCAUCCCACGCAUUCUGCACCAAAUUGGUGGCUUAACUGCAGCUGAAGGUUAUCCAAUGUUAAAAAUGGGUCUAAGGGAAUACUCCUUGCAAAUGCAACACUUAAGACUCGAUUUUAAUUGCGGCGGGUUCUUCAAUAUCAAUCUCAAGUAUUUUGGAGGGAUGAUGAUCACGAUAUUGGGCUAUAUCAUUAUUCUAGUUCAAUUCAAAAUUCCAGUUUUGGCGCAAACGAAAUAUAGGGUAGGUAUGAACAUCAGCGAAAUGACCACGUAAAUGUGUAAUUUAAUCAAUUACUAAAACAACGUAAAAACUUUAAAAACUUAGCACAAUAUUUAUAUUAAACCUAAAUUUUUGAAACGAUAUUUAGAACAUGAUAUGAUUUACAUGAAAUCUACAUUUUGCAACAGCGACACCUAUCGACAAUGCAAUCUUAAGUGUAUACGUAAAUUUUGCUUAAAACAAAAACAAUUCAUUUAAAAUACUUAAACAAUUUUAAAACCAAUUAAAAUCCCAAGAGCAUACAUAAACUAAGAGGUUUCCUUGCUCUAAAAACUAUAUGUUUUACAAUAAGAUGUUGAAUAUCAGCAACUACAUGUACGAUGUUUACGUAUUGUAAAAAUACACCAUGUAUAUUUUGGAAAGCUUACACAUGAUACAGUCAUGGCAUAAAAGUUAGAUCACUUCUGACAUAGCUUGCUACAAUAAAUAAAUAUCAAGAACACUACAUUGAGUUGUAUAUAUUUACGUAUUUAUUUUUUUGUAAGACAGCAACCACUCUGUUGUCAAAUCAGUAUCGGCCUGCCCCCAAAGGACUUCAGUUUGAGUGGGCGGAGCUAUCAGGUUUCUCUAUAACUAGGCUAUUAUUGUUUUACUUAUUGCCAUCGAUCCACCGAUCGAUCAAUUUCACCAUUCAUAACCAACUAGCAUUUAGCUCUAAUUACACUUAGUCUAUGCUUUUUACAUCGAACAUUUCAUGUUGUUACAUUUUCGGAAAUUGUACUCAUAAUUAGUUUACUUUAAUUGCGACGAAUCGACUAAGACCUAAAACUUAGUGGCUAAUGAACCUAAUACCUACUGCUAAACAUCUGCCCACCUAGACCCGUCAGUGUUCAAUUUUGUACAAUAAGCUUAAGCCUAAAAGAUUGUAGACUGUGGAGAUGUCAGUUGGAUUAAUCGCUCGUGAAAUGUUCAGUUACGUUCAUUUGCUUGGAUUGUGUUAUAUAACUUCAGUUGGUAAUCACAGACUAAAUAACUGGAAUAACUUUUGGAAGUUGUACACCUAUAUGCGUAUAUUUAACUAGUAAAGAGAAAUAAUUAACUAAUUAAAACUGGUCGCAAACACCAACAAACCAUCUAAACAAACCUUCAACUCGAUGCUAAUAGAUAGAAUACAUAUUUGCACUUGGUGUAGUACAAUUCAGAGAUUGCAACGUCGCCACUGGCAGUUACAUUUACAGUGAUUUCAAUAUAAAGCUCCGAUUCAGUUAAUAACAAUGGGUAUAAAAAUUGUCGCAUAUAUGCUCGGGUGUGAGAAAGGACACUGGUGGUCUUACAUAGCUAACGGGGCUUACAGCUAAUUAAUCUACACAGUAGUUC